Danaus chrysippus (African queen) is the source of this 2052-nucleotide messenger RNA. Lineage: Eukaryota; Metazoa; Arthropoda; Insecta; Lepidoptera; Nymphalidae. The record is from the annotation of a GenBank genome assembly.
AUGAGUACUCACACCGCUCCUGAACUUGAAGAACAGCGACAUAGGACGAGCGGCGAGCUGGCAGGAGCUGACGAGGAGCCAGGAGUGACGGAGGAGGCCGCUUGUUAUCACACCGCACGCGUCCCUCCCCCGCGGGCCGCUGGGCGCGAGGCACGCCGCAUGCGCGAGAUUAUCGAUCACAGCAGACACAGAGCAUCAGAGAUAGUGUCACGAGUAUCAAGUGUCUGUGUGGACACCGGUGUAGGGGACGACACCGGGUACAUGACAGUGAGUGUGAUGGGGACGCGGGCCUGGGUGUGGUGGCUGGUGGUGGGCGCCGCGUGCUCCCGCGAGCUGGACCCCGGCUCGUGCGUGGCGCGCUUCGACGUUCAGCGAGACAAGAUCAUCCGCACGGAGGAGUCCCGGGAGAUGGGCGCCAGGUACCUCUCCGAGCUGGACGUGGGCGGCCGGCCCGAGUGUCUGCGGCUCUGCUGUGAAACAGACGCCUGUGACGUGUUCGUCUUCGAGGAGAAGAGCCCCGGCAGCUGCUACCUGUUCAGCUGCGGGCCGCCCGAGGACUUCCGCUGUAAGUUCACGGCUCACGGGAACUUCAGCAGCGGCGUGCUGGCCAUCAGCCGCCGCCUGGCCGAGCUGCAGGACAGCGAGCGGCUCGCCGAGCACGAGAGGGAACUGGCCAACUUACGGAGCCCCACCAGCACGACCGUGACCACGACCCUGGCGGCGAGCAGGACGGAGCCUCCUCCUCCACACGUCGAGCCUCCCCACCUGCCCCACCUGCCGCAGCCGCCCCAGUUACCCACAGCUAGACGCUGCAGCCGCUACCAGUUCGAGUGUCGCCGCGGCGGAGAGUGUAUCGCCGUGUACAACGCCUGUGACGGCGUGCCGCAGUGCGCGGACGGCAGUGACGAGGCGCCGGAGCUGGACUGUCCCACGUCCCCCCCUCCUCCUCCUCCCGCCGCCCCGCCGGCCUCCGCUGUGCCACCCACGCCGCCCCACACCACCCCGGCCCCGGUCCCCAGUAGACCGCCGCCGCUCACACAGGCUCUAUCAGACAACCGGUUCCCGGGCGUGGUGCCGGCGGAGGGUGACCUGCUCGACGGAGCGGAGUCCUGGCCGCGGAGACUGGCGCAGGCCCAGCCGCACAGAUACGCGGGGGGCGGGGUGGCCGGCGCGGGCGGGUCCCACAUCUUCAGUCACAAGGGCGGCCUGCUCCAGGAGAACUCCUUCGACCCGGCGCUGUCCCCCAGCUGGCCGCGACGGACCUGGAGCCCGCAGCUCACGGCUCCGGUUUCAGACAUGGAACCGGAGCGUGCGUGGAGCGGGUACGGACGUGACUGGCCGGACGUGGAGCCGCGACGAGCCUGGCCUGUGGCGCGCCCGGAGACUGACGUACAAAUGUAUUUAUCUUCUAAAACCAUGCCGGAGAUGCCCAUGAUAUACUCGAGUCAGCAGCAGACGCUACGGGACGGACCCAAAAAAGGCUUCGAGAUAAUGAACAAAAACGUACUGGACUUCCCGAGCGAACCUCCGCCGCGCUCCACCCUCGACCGGAGAGAGGAGAACAGACCCGUGGUGAUAGAGAACACGACCAAGAAGAAGGUGUUACAAGAAAAGGAGGUGGACUCGAAGAACGAACAUCAAAAGGUAGUCGCCAGCCGCGUCCCAGCUCCGAGCGGCGCGGAGGCCGGCGGGGGUGCGGGGGAGGCGAGGGAGCCCGCCGCCCUGCAGGCUCACACGCGCUGGACCAACGACGAGCACGACGGACUCAGCGAGCACCCCCCCGCCGCCGUGCUGCUGCUGGUCCUCGGCUCGCUGCUGACGGCCUGCCUGGCGGGGCUGGGCGUGUGCCGCGCGCGAGCCUCCCGCCGCCGGCGCCGCUCACACCCGCGCCUGGCGCUGGACGCCGACUACCUCGUCAACGGCAUGUACCUACUCGUGUUGCUAUUUUGUCGUACAGUGAGCUGUGAGUCCGUGGAGUUGUGCCAUGUACCCAUCCGACAACGACACUAUCUGAUGAACAACCAGCCGGCUGUUGGUGAUGAUACAUCUUAA